AUGGCCUCCUCGGUGGUCAUGUUUUGCUCCUUCGCAGAGCUGAUGAGCAGGAAACAACGCUGUGGUUAUCUUAAAAAGGACAAAAGCCCGUGCGGUCGUGCAAUCACUCGAGCAAGCCAAGAUCUUGUGGAAUCACACCUUGCCAAAAUUGCCAGUAAUGCUGCCUCUCUAUCCGAAUCCUUCACGUCACUUGCACAGAUUGCCUUCUGUGGUCCGCACUUGAAGACUCGGGAUGCUGCCCGGGCUGAGGAGCAGUGGUACGACGAAUGGAACUCCACGGGCCAUGGCACUGAACAAGAGAAUGAACUUGCCACUGAAUUGCAUUCUCUUUCACUUCAAGUCAAUACUAGCCUUGAUGAGACUAGCUUUCAUGAAUUUGACGAAGAAGUUCUGCCAUCGCCGAUGACCUAUUCGUCCAUGGUGUCACCCUCGAAGGCUCUCAGAAAAGUAUUGAACACACCACCCAAUGAGAGAUCCAAGGGUGCGGGUUUCGUUUAUAUCAUUGCUUUGGAUGAUUCACCAGGGUUGUUCAAGGUUGGAUACACAGUGAACCCCGAGGUGCGCACGCAAAAACAUAAAAAAUGCCACAAAAACAUCAGGUUGCUUGACAAGCAAUUGACAGCUUGGGCUCCUCGGGUAGAGAAACUCGUUCAUGCGGAGCUCUCCACCUUUCAACUUCGGCAGAGCAAGAAGUGUCAUAACUGUGAGACUCUCCACCGGGAGAUAUUCAGAGUUUCUGAAAAGGAGAUCCGGGAAGUUCUGUACAAGUGGAUCGGAUUUUUUAUUGAGAAUCACAAUCCGUAUAACGAGGAUGGGACUCUAAAUGAGCAGGUGAAGCUACCCUAUCCCGCCUCUGGGGACGAAUUUCCAGAAUCAACUCCUACAAAGAAAGGUCCAAAGAAAAGUCGUAUGUCCACUAUGUCUAGUAAGAAAUAUUCUACUAAAGACGAGGACGAGGAUGAAGUAUUCAGUCAGAAAACGGGGGUUUCCCGGCUCAAUCUUCUGGGCUCUCAAUUAAGUGGGCUAAACCUUAAAGAUUAG
Molecule: messenger RNA, 1041 nt
Organism: Penicillium cosmopolitanum
Lineage: Eukaryota; Fungi; Ascomycota; Eurotiomycetes; Eurotiales; Aspergillaceae
Product: GIY-YIG nuclease family protein
Exons: 1
Coding region: 1-1041 (346 amino acids)
Source: RefSeq, a predicted model, not a curated record